This is a messenger RNA of Paramecium pentaurelia, 733 nucleotides long. The record is from the annotation of a GenBank genome assembly. Lineage: Eukaryota; Ciliophora; Oligohymenophorea; Peniculida; Parameciidae.
AUGGAUAAGUCUGAGAGGCGAUCAUUAAGAGGGACAGUCACAACUUUGAGAUCAUCUAGAGGGGCUGUAUUUGUGAACCAGGAUGGAUCAUAUGCAUAUAGUUUAAAUAAUGUUUAUUUUAGUUUGUCCAAUGAAAAAUGAAUCAAUAAUAUAAAAUGAGAAGGUAAUUUAAGAACCACAAUAAAUCAUAUUACCAAUGUUUGGAAAUGAUGAAAAAGCAUUUUAUAUUAACCCUUAAGAUUUACCAGAUUUUGUUGAUGAAGUUUUAGACACUUAUAUAACACGUUCAAGAGUUUUUCUUGUUUUUAUGUGUAUUUAGUUGAUAAUUGAAAUCAUCUUUGAUUCAAUGGUUUGGAUAAAUUAGGAUAAAAUAGAAAAACAAGUAAGUGUUUCAGAAUUUAAAUAAGCUAGCUUUAAUUUAUAAUAAAGUUCCUUUGAUUGAUAUCCAUUAAAUGAUAAUCUUAAGUUUUUGCAUUAACAUUUUAUACUAAUGCAUAUAUUAUGCAUCAGGUAUUACAGGUGCAUGGAGUAAAUCUUAUAAAAUCCUUGAUGCCUUUGGAAAUUUAUCAUUUUUCGGAAUGUUUUUACAAAUAUUUUUAUCUUACACUUAUCAGUAAUUUAUAUAUUAAAAUAUAGAUUCGAUAUAUUAGUAUUUACAUUUAAAGUUGUAUCAUGCAUGUAUGCUAAGUUUCUGAGUCACUUGAUUCUCAGUUUGAUUCUGUUACCUCAUUGA